CGUACAGCCACGCCCACCAGCAGGAUAUGGACUUCACGACGUGCACGCACAAGGUCAGCCCCUACAACAAGACGUGCAUGUUUCCGCUGCUCAAGUUUGGCCAGGAGUGCACGAGGAGCCGCGACUACGGCUACGCUGUCAACCUGCCCUGUGUCCUCGUACAGCUGGACCUGCCGGCAGACAUGACCAUCAGUCCAAUCAACGAGAACUCUCCGCUGUGGGAGGUGGCUCAGACAAACGCUGCGGUGCAGAAGCACGAGGGGGACCCGUCUGUCGUCCCGUUCUCCUGUGAGGGAGCGACCAAAGACGACCGUAAAAUGUUCAGCAGCAUCACUCCAGUGGGCAGGAAGAAGAAGCACAUUCUCUACAGCCCUGAGGACGCAUUCCCCAGCUUUUUCUACAGGAAGCGCGACCUCACCAGGGAGUUUCUCAAGCCGGCGGUCAUGGUUCAGUUCACCAGCCUGCUGGAUCUGCGGAUAACCCACGUGAAGUGCACGGCGUGGGGCCAGGUGUUUCACCAAGAUGGGAAGAUGGUGGACCACGGCCUGCUGGAGACAACAUUCGCCAUCUACAUCGAAGUGUAGCGCGCGCAGCGACGCGGACCACAUUCUGAAGAGGAAUUAGGAUAUCUAAAUCUAACAUUAAACGUAACAUAUAUGAAGGGUUGUGCUGGGGGUUAGCGAAUAAAGUAGCAAUGGCUACUCAAAAUAGGAAGUCACAUGUACAAAGGUUGUGUCAGGAGUUGUACGAACAAGUAGCGAUGGCUACGUUAGAAUAGGAAAAGUCACAUGUACAAAUGUUUGUGUUGAGAUUUAGACGAACAACCAGCCACAAUACAAGACAAAAUAAAUAACGUCACGUGUACAGUCAAAAUUGUCCUCAAGGGCUAACCUUUGUCCAAAAAAAAGUGGUUAUGGUCGACGGAUGGAUGUUUUGGGCAAUGUCAUUAUAAUCUUGGGAAAAAACGUAAGAAGCGGGGUGGUCUCUUGUACAAGUGGUUGUCUUGGACAGGUUGCCGUAGAGCAGGUUCUGCUGUUUUUCUCCUGAUCUUAAAGCCCGGG
Messenger RNA from Aplysia californica (California sea hare), 1061 nucleotides. RefSeq names its product sodium/potassium-transporting ATPase subunit beta. Gene Ontology annotation, cellular component: sodium:potassium-exchanging ATPase complex. NCBI's taxonomy places the organism in Eukaryota, Metazoa, Mollusca, Gastropoda, Aplysiida, Aplysiidae. Gene Ontology annotation, biological process: sodium ion export across plasma membrane; potassium ion import across plasma membrane; intracellular sodium ion homeostasis. Gene Ontology annotation, molecular function: ATPase activator activity. The record is from RefSeq and is a predicted model, not a curated record.